This is a messenger RNA of Caretta caretta (loggerhead turtle), 3446 nucleotides long. It is a transcript of the gene CRABP2, whose product is annotated as cellular retinoic acid binding protein 2. NCBI's taxonomy places the organism in Eukaryota, Metazoa, Chordata, Testudines, Cheloniidae. The record is from RefSeq and is a predicted model, not a curated record. Gene Ontology annotation, molecular function: lipid binding.
GGGGAAGGGGCGCCAGGUCCUUUAUCAGGCUAGGGGAGAGCAAAGGGGCCAGGGGCCAGGAGGUCAGUAGGGAACUAGCCCGUGCAAAAGCUCUGCCCCCCAUCACCCCCCCCCCAGGUGCUGCUCGGUGCAUUGCUCUCUCCCCACCCGGCUGCUUUGCCUGCUCCCGAUUCGAGAUGCCCAAUUUCUCCGGCAACUGGAAGAUGAAGCACUCGGAGAACUUCGAGGAGCUGCUGAAAGCUUUGGGCGUCAGUGUGAUGCUGAGGAAGAUCGCGGUGGCUGCAGCCUCCAAGCCAGCCGUGGAGAUCAAGCAAGACGGCGAGACCUUCUACAUCAAGACCUCUACCACGGUGCGCACCACCGAGAUCAACUUCAAGAUCGGGGAAGAGUUCGAGGAGCAGACUGUGGACGGGCGCCCCUGCAAGAGCCUGGCCAAAUGGGAAAGUGAGAACAAAAUGGUCUGUGAACAAAGGUUGCUGAAGGGGGAAGGGCCCAAGACCGCCUGGUCCCGGGAAAUGACUAACGAUGGAGAACUCAUUCUGACCAUGACAGCCGACGACGUGGUCUGUACGAGGAUCUACAUCAGGGAGUGAUACGCCCCGCUGGGCAGCGGAGGGUACUCCUGGCACCGCCCCCUUCCCACUCGUCAAUUGCAGCCUCUCCGCCGACCUUCAGUAACUGCUCUGCCGGACUCCAGAGUAUCCCGUUUACAUGAUGCAGGCUAGCGGCGCCGCUCCACUUCAUAUUCCACUAUCAGCCGGUCUCGUUCUCCCCCCCCCCCCCCAGCCUCUCUUUGUCCGUGCACAGAUGGUUUAAGACAGCCCACAGAGCAAUGUGAACUCCUCCCAGCCCCUCGUCCAAGUGGGUGACACAGAGGGUCCCCAUGUAUUCAUCCCCACCCUGGCUAGAGAUGGCGCUAACAAAGCUGUCACUCCCAGCGACAGCGGGUUUGCCUGGUUUGUGCCAUGAUGGGGAAGGGGCUCUCUCUCAGCCAGCUCACGGUGGGCCCUGGAGAAUGCUCACCUUGGUCUGUGCUCCGCUCAGAGAUGGCUCUGAGCCAAAGCCCGCUUUCCAUCAGCUCCGGUGGGCUUUGGAUCAGGCCCAUGUGCUGAGCAAACCUGGCAGCCCAGGACUUGCUGGGCUGAGGGUUCUGCUUUGUCACUUCUGGACGAUUUUGGGGCCCCUGGAGUAUGAGCCGGGUUGAGACAAUGAGAGCCACUCCUCACUGAUUUAGCCAACAGCUGCCGAAAUGCUUGGCAGUUCCGAGACACAUCUGCAUUUCCAGGCGCUGUACCCCCAAGGCCUGAUUCUGGGUUAUUCCAUUCCUGCACGUGGAGCCGGGAUGUGGGGGAAUGGGUUAAGAUGGCUUUGGCCUCCUCAUAUUCUGGUGCUGUGCCCAGCCCACGGUGUAAGUUAGAGCAGCCCCAGGGCUGCUCUUCAUUGUGCUCUGCCCCCAUAGCCUCCCAGAUGUAGGGAGUACCUGUAGUGCACUGCAUGCUGGCAACACCCCAAUUUCCUCUUCUCUGGGAGCAGGGCUGGUGGAGAGUCCUUACCCCAGCUCCACUCCAGCCAGGGAGGCCCUCUGACAGUUGCACUGGUUUAACUAAAGGCGUGAAUUUAAACUGGCACAAACCCAUUAGUGGAUGCUUUUAAACCAGAAUAAGAGCAUCCACAGGCAGGGGUUUGCCCUGGUUACAGUGAACUGGUUUUAAAACCGAUUUCAGUUCAACUGGUGCAACUUUCCCGUGUAGACAAGAUCUUCGUUCCCAUGGGACAAACAGCUUAGCAGCUGUGCGCUGAGGAGAUCAGAUUCCCUUCUAGAGUGGGGCUGAAGCUACUUAUAGGGCAGAACCCAAAGGCACCUGGAUUGUAGAGUGACGUGCUCUGAAUGUACUUUAACUGUGGGCAAAUAGAGCACUGAUUUUCAUGCCCCUGCAUUAUUUGCUCUCUCUCUGGAUGGAAUUUACCUCUCUGUAACCCACCUUGACAGGUGCUUUGUCCUCCCCUAAUAGGAACAGCCCAUCCCAAAGGCUCAGAUAUUCCAAUCCUGGCUUCAGUUCCCACAUGUGACCCAUUUCAGGUGAUCAAUACCAGGAGCUGCAUAGGAUGGGUUCCCUCCCCCCCCCCCCCCCCCCCGUGUGAAACAUAUCAACAGACACAACAUUUCAGGUUUUCAUUUAAAAAAAAAAUCAUUUUUCAAUAAAACCUCAAAUGUUUGAACAAUUUUUUCCCCAAACAUUUUCAUUGCAUUGAAAAGCCCUUAUCCACAGCGCAUGGGGAAUGUCCCGCUGGGCACAUUUCAGGGCUCUCUUGUGGUUUUAUAUGUGCCACCAAAAACACCAUUCAAAAUGGAGUGUCAGUGAGUGAAUUGGUGCAUUGCCUUUGAGCCGGCCUUGUCUUCGGAGGUACAUUACACCGGGGUGGGGGGGGGCAGGCAGUGAUUUUAGCUUGGCCUCUGCAACACCUGGUUGACAUUUGGGGAAAAAGAAGGGUUGUUUCUUUUUGUUGUGGUCAAGAAAUGGCCUUUUUUAAUGGCCAAUUGGAGUGACAAAUCGUUCAUUUAAAUUUUUUUCCCCCGUGUUACAGUAGAAUCCCUAAUUGAGACUGAGGAGUCCAUAAAAUUGAAAAGUUUGUAAAACCGAGCCUCUCCAAAUGACAGUAGGUACUCUGUGUAAAUGACAGUAUGGUACAAUGCACCCAGAGCUUAAGGGGGCCUGACAAAAGUGUAGGUGGGUAGGAGGGUCUAUCACAACCUGAAAGCAGCAGCUUUGGUAAGACAGUGCUUAAAGUGCGCCCCCUCCGUGACCCUGCUCAAUUAAAAAAAUAUUUGGGGCCGGGUUUACGCCCCCUGGCAACCUUCUCCUCUUCAAUCACUGCUUUCUUGUUGUCCUGCAGACCAUCUGCAAAGUGAUUCCCGGUGCACUGAAGUAUCGGAAUUGGAUGGGACUUGUUCUUCAUUGACUUGGUUCACAUAACUGGUCCUUUGGAGGGCUGGGCUUUGUAAAAUUAACAUUAUGCUGCGUUGCAUGUGAUUACUGCGUAGGCUUGUGCAUAGGGGUAAUUCACCCCCUCUGAGACACCUCCCCCCUCCCGCAUCGCAUCCCUCUGGACAGCAAGAGUUUCAAGUUUCAAGGUGGAAAGUGUUUUUUGUUUUUUUUUUAAAAAACCUGGCAUUGAUUUUAUUUUAUACAGAAUAUUUUUUCAUAUUCCCGUAGGAAGCAGCUGUAACCUAGUUGAGAUGCAUUCCUCUUCCCGUGUAGGGCCUUGUGCUUUCUCUCUCCUCUCUCAGUCGUUGCAACUUUUACUGAGUAUUUAUUUGUUAAUAUUUUAUUAAAAAGGAAACCGUGAACAAGCCUGUCUCCUGUGGGUCUGCGCAGCAUUGGAUCUUGCCUGGAACACAAUGUCCUUCCGACCCAACUCUCUCUAAUAAACGGUUGAUGAACGUA